AUGGCGACGGAGGCGUUCGAGAUGUACCGGCAGUCGGAGAUCGGCUACGCCCUCACCGAGACGCUGGACGAGAUGGUGAGCAGCGGCGUGCUCAGCCCCGACCUCGCCAUCACCGUCCUCCUGCAGUUCGACAAGUCCAUGGGACACGCGCUGGAUAAGCAUGUCAAGAGCAGGGCCUUCUUCAAGCGCGGCAAUCUGUGCACAUACAGGAACUGCGAUGACGUCUGGACAUUAAUCUUGAGAGACGUGACGUUCAAGAACGAGGAUAUCGAAACAGUCCUCCACAAAGUGAAGAUCGUCGCCUGCGAUUCUGCUGUGCUUAAGAAGCCUCUCAAACCUAUUACUUGCCAUCAGUGCCAACCAUAG
Molecule: messenger RNA, 366 nt
Organism: Triticum urartu
Lineage: Eukaryota; Viridiplantae; Streptophyta; Magnoliopsida; Poales; Poaceae
Product: transcription initiation factor IIA subunit 2-like
Biological process (GO): transcription initiation at RNA polymerase II promoter
Cellular component (GO): transcription factor TFIIA complex
Source: RefSeq, a predicted model, not a curated record